Messenger RNA from Dreissena polymorpha, 1652 nucleotides. RefSeq names its product dopamine beta-hydroxylase-like. The transcript has 12 exons. Gene Ontology annotation, biological process: octopamine biosynthetic process; norepinephrine biosynthetic process; dopamine catabolic process. The coding region runs from base 1 to 1578 and encodes 525 amino acids. Gene Ontology annotation, cellular component: secretory granule membrane. The record is from RefSeq and is a predicted model, not a curated record. NCBI's taxonomy places the organism in Eukaryota, Metazoa, Mollusca, Bivalvia, Myida, Dreissenidae. Gene Ontology annotation, molecular function: copper ion binding; dopamine beta-monooxygenase activity.
AUGUCGCAAUCACAGUGGUUUGCCAUCGGCUUUUCCGACUACGGCGAUUUUACCAACGCCGACAUGGUUGUGUUUUGGAUUGAUGCUAGCGGUGUGCACCAUUUUCAGGAUGUCCACACAGACAAAGUAGGCCGCCUGCACGUGGAUGCCCAACAGGACUACAUCCUGACACGUGCUCACGCGAGCAGAAGCGUGGCGAAAAUAUUGUUCCAUCGGAAGUUUGACACCUGUGACCCGAACGACUUCCAGUUUGAUACGGGUACAACCCACAUCACCUAUCUCAUGGGAGAGGGACGUAUAAAUGACGUUAUAAGAAUCGACGUCACAAAAGACGUCCACGGACUGCAGCGCGUGCAGCUCUUAAAACCAGAAAUUCGGCGUGCAGUUAUGCCAGAAAACACCUGGUCAUUUGAAAUAACAGCACCACAGGUCGUGGUACCGGACACGCAGACGACCUACUGGUGGCAUGUUGCGCAGCUUCCUGUGAUGAAUCGGAAACACCACAUCGUUAAGUACGAAGGAGUUAUACAGAAGGGCAGUGAAAACCUGGUCCACCACAUGGAAGUGUUCCACUGCGAGGUGCCUAGCAAUCAGAUCGUCCCGUUCUACAGCGGGCCUGGCCAAUCAGAAGGCAAGCCGAAGGAGCUGGAGGCGUGUCGCAAGGUGAUUGGUGCGUGGGCAAUGGGCGCGACGGCCAUGGAACUUCCCGAGGAGGCGGGGUUUCCGUUGGGAGGACCGGGUUUCUCUCCCUACGUCAUGCUCGAGGUCCAUUACAACAAUCCGACAGCUAUAAAAGGAAAAAUAGACUCUUCCGGAAUUCGGUUCUUUGUGACGCCAACGUUACGUGAACAUGACGCGGGGAUCAUGGAGCUGGGGUUAGAAUACACUAAUAAAAUGGCGAUUCCUCCCCACGAAACUCUUUUCAAACUGACUGGGUACUGCAUAGAGGAAUGCACAAAAGUAGGCUUACCGGAAUCUGGCAUUUUCAUCUACGCUUCCCAGCUGCACACUCAUUUGACGGGACGCCGCGUCUACACGAAGCACGUGCGCUUAGGACAAGAACUUCCGGAGCUCAACCGUGACAACCACUACAGCCCGCACUUCCAAGAGAUCCGAAGGCUUCCGAAGCCCGUCAGAGUACUUCCGGGGGACGCGCUGAUCACGACGUGUGAAGAUACAACUCUCAACAGAGACAACGCUACCAUCGGUGGGUUCGCUAUCACGGAUGAGAUGUGCGUGAACUACGUGCACUAUUAUCCUGUGGCGGCCCUGGAGGUCUGCAAGAGCUCCGUGGAAACACGGGCGCUCAACGACUUCUUCGCCUUCGUCAACAAAUGGGACCUUGACCCCACAAACCCGAAAGCCGGGGACCGGGCAAACUACCAGUCUAUCCGCUGGACGCCGCUCACGUCUCUACUCUUGAAGACGCUUUACCGCACAUCCCCUAUCUCCAUGCAGUGUAACAAGUCUGACGGGUCCAGAUUUCCUGGAAGAGCUUGGGAGCAUUCGACGAAACCUAUCAUAACGCUGCCAUUAGAGCCGCCGACUCGGGUCUGUGGCGCUAGGGACUCGAUUUGAAAAAUAACAAACAAUAUCAGCUCCUCUAUGAAAUGGACAUGACCAGAAGCAAUAAACACAUUUCUAUCAUUAAA